UGUCGGUGGUAAUAAGUAAAUAAUUAAUGAAAACAAAAUAAAAGAUAACCUUUCGACUUUUAUUAGACACAUUAAACAUAAUGACCCUCAAAUGAAAUAGAUUUUUAUAAAAUAAUGGUAUCUUUAGUCGUUAGUAUUACUUCAGUUGUUACAAACAUUUAAAAUGGACACUGAUAGUAAGAUUUCCACUAUAUGGCACUUAUUUUUCCUACUGUAUCAUAUUUGUAGCCUGAUUUUUUUCAUAAAUCUGUUGUUUACGAACGAUGAUCCAUUUUUAAAAGAAAUACAAUACUUCGGACCAUUUUAUUUGUCAGUAUGGUGUUCAUUACUACAGAUUGUUUAUUUAGUGUUAUCUCUAGCGUCAAAUAAUGCAAAUCAUCUCCCGAGAAAAAUGCGAAAGAUCAAACAUAAGUUAGAAUCGCUGAAAGGGUACAUCUUCAUCACUUUUGUAUUACCCUUGACCACAUACGUUACCGCGGCUUUUUGGACAAUUUUUUUUCUCAAUAAGGAUUUCGUGCCGUCUGCUACGUUUGCUCUUAUGCCGUCAUGGAUUAAUCAUGGGUAUCAUACAAACGGAAUGAUUCUCGUAUUGAUGGAUCUUCUUUUUGAAAAUAACUCUAUUCCACCUGUUAAAUCUGCUCUUUUUGGAAUUACUCUACUUGCUAUCGUCUACUAUUCAAUUUUUUUUGGAAUAUACAUUCUUUUCGGAAAAUGGCUCUAUAUUUUCUUUUAUGAAAUGACUUGACUGCAAAUUGUUACUGCUUUUAUUAUAACUUAUUUGCUUCACGUAGGACUUGUUACAACAGGAGUUAAAGUACAUCAGUCACUAAGAUCACGAGUCAAAAAGGUAUAAUAUUUUGGUUAUUAUUUUGUAUUUUUUAUUAUGUUCAUAUGUAUUUGAUUUAAUAUAUUGACUUA
This is a messenger RNA of Agrilus planipennis (emerald ash borer), 918 nucleotides long. Its product is annotated as androgen-dependent TFPI-regulating protein-like. NCBI's taxonomy places the organism in Eukaryota, Metazoa, Arthropoda, Insecta, Coleoptera, Buprestidae. Bases 164 to 745 code for a protein of 193 amino acids. Gene Ontology annotation, cellular component: membrane; endomembrane system. The record is from RefSeq and is a predicted model, not a curated record. The transcript has 4 exons.